UCCCCCUUUAGGUUCCGGCCCUUUGUGCCGCACAUCCCCUUUGAUUUCUAUGUCUGCGAAAUGGCUUUCCCCCGCGUAAAGCCUGCCGCCGAUGAGACUGCGUUCAGUGAAGCCUUGCUGAAGAGAAACCAGGAUCUUGCCCCGACUGCUGCCGAACAGGCUUCCAUUCUUUCGCUGGUGACCAAAAUAAACAACGUGAUCGACAAUUUAAUUGUAGCACCAGGAACGUUUGAAGUGCAAAUCGAGGAGGUUCGCCAGGUGGGCUCCUACAAGAAGGGCACCAUGACGACGGGGCACAACGUGGCCGAUCUGGUGGUGAUUCUGAAAAUCUUACCCACCCUGGAAGCUGUGGCAGCCUUGGGAAACAAAGUCGUGGAAAGCCUGAGGGCGCAGGACCCCAGCGAAGUCCUGACCAUGCUGACCAACGAGACCGGCUUUGAGAUCAGCUCGGCCGAUGCGACGGUGAAGAUCCUCAUCACCACGGUGCCGCCCAAUCUCCGCAAGCUGGACCCCGAACUACACCUGGACAUCAAAGUGCUGCAGAGCGCCCUGGCUGCCAUCAGGCAUGCUCGCUGGUUCGAGGAGAACGCUUCGCAGUCCACGGUGAAGGUCUUAAUCCGCCUGCUGAAAGACCUGAGAAUUCGAUUCCCUGGCUUCGAGCCCCUCACGCCCUGGAUUCUGGACCUGCUGGGGCACUACGCCGUGAUGAACAACCCCACCAGGCAGCCCCUGGCUCUCAACAUCGCCUACAGGCGCUGCCUGCAGAUCCUGGCCGCGGGGCUCUUCCUCCCCGGCUCCGUUGGCAUCACGGAUCCCUGCGAGAGUGGCAACUUCAGAGUCCACACGGUUAUGACCCUCGAGCAGCAGGACAUGGUGUGCUACACCGCGCAGACGCUCGUCCGAAUUCUCUCUCACGGAGGCUACAGGAAAAUCCUCGGCCAAGAGGGCGACGCCAGCUACCUGGCUUCAGAAAUGUCCACGUGGGACGGAGUGAUAGUGACGCCUUCCGAGAAGGCUUACGAGAAGCCUCCAGAGAAGAAAGAAGGAGAAGAGGAAGAGGAGAAUCAGGAAGAACCUGCUGCAGGCGAGGAGGAGGAAAGCAUGGAGACGCAGGAGUGA
This is a messenger RNA of Opisthocomus hoazin, 1119 nucleotides long. The record is from RefSeq and is a predicted model, not a curated record. Lineage: Eukaryota; Metazoa; Chordata; Aves; Opisthocomiformes; Opisthocomidae.